CGGGUCGCCGGGGCCGGGAGCGGAGCCCAGGCGGGAAGCGGGGCCGGGGCGAGGCGGGGCGGGGCCGGGCGCGACGCGGAGGGGAGGCCGCGCCGGCCGGGAGCCGCACCGCGCCAGCCGGGCUGCAGCCGCCGCGCACCGAGCGCUGCCAUGGGGCUGGAGACGGAGAAGGCGGACGUGCGGCUCUUCCUGGACGACGACUCCUACAGCCAGCACGGCGACGUCGACUUCGCCGACCCUGAGAAGUUCGCCGACUCGGGCCACGACCGGGAUCCCCACCGGCUCAACUCGCACCUCAAGGUGGGCUUCGAGGAUGUGAUCGCAGAGCCGAUGACUACGCACUCCUGUGACAAAGUGUGGAUCUGCAGCCAUGCCCUCUUUGAAAUCAGCAAGUACGUGAUGUACAAGUUCCUGACCGUGUUCCUGGCCAUCCCGCUGGCCUUCGCUGCUGGAAUUCUCUUUGCCACCCUCAGCUGCCUGCACAUCUGGAUUAUAAUGCCUUUUGUAAAGACCUGCCUAAUGGUUCUGCCUUCAGUGCAGACAAUAUGGAAGAGUGUGACAGAUGUUAUCAUUGCCCCAUUGUGUACAAGCGUGGGACGAAGCUUCUCUUCUAUCAGCCUGCAACUGAGCCAUGACUGAAUACUUGGACCCCAGGUCUGGAGAUUUGGAUACUGUAAUACUUCUUUGUUGUUGUAACAUAAAAGCACUACUGUUCUGUUCAUUUCCCAACUGUUCUAAUUAAGAAAACUAUUAAGAUGGGCAACCACAUUUAGAAAUGUUUAUUGGCAGAUCUUUUCAAAUAAUGCUUUUCUAAUUAAUAGCCAAGGAUUUCAUAGCUAACUUUAUAACCUGAAUUAUACAGUAGGUUGAAAACAUUUAAUUUGAAAGGCAGACAGUUUUUUGCUUUGGUACAAAAACAUACAUUUUUUUUAAUGAUGAAUCUAUGGUGAUCAAGGGUCAUUUCUCUCAAAACACUACAAUAGUUUUGUACACUAUUUGCUCAUAAAAAUAUGGAUUUCUUAUUUUUUUAAGCCUGGGAGUAAUACUUUUUAAAUUACCUUUACAGAUAUAGUCAUAAGGAUACUUAGAGAUAGGAUAUACAAAGAUCCUAGAAAUUGCAGUAACAAAAGCACACAGUGAUUAUAAUAACUAUCAAAUAUAAUAAAACAAAUGUGAAAAUAGAUUCAUGAAAAUGUGUUCUUUUAAGGUAUUGUUAACCUAUAAGCCUAUUUAACAAGAUGUUUCAUUUUACUGUAUAUUUUGUACUUAAUGUAAAUGUUGCUCUAAUCAGAUUGCUUUAAAGCAUUUUUAUUAUAUUUGUUAUCCUCUUGAACUAAUAUGUAGAAUGAGCAAAUGUAGCUCUCACAAGGUAACUUCAUUGGUAACAUUGCACUGUCUUGAUUAUUAAAGCACUUAUAUGUCUUCUUUGGGAAUGGAAUAUAAAAGAGUAAUACACAAGCUUUUGUUUCAAACUUUUCCAAGCAAAAUCUGAAAUGUUUUAUGACUGAUAUUUAUCUGGCUAUGAUCUUAACAUAAUUCAUGCCUGACUGGUAUUUCAUCUAGGAGAUGCUUUCUCUCUUGUACUCAGAAAUUAAAACUAUGUUCUGCAUUCCUAUUAAUGUUUCAUUUUCCUUUCAAGUAAUAUUGGUGCUAUUCAAUAUUGUACAACAAAGGCUAAUUUUAAGACACCCAAGUACAAUUUCAACUACAGUGAUCCACGUAGAGAGACUUACAGGAGUUAUCAACUUGUUGGGUCUAUGCUACUGAGCUACAUGCAUGCAUUAAAAACUAGCAGCUACUUUAAGAUGUUCUCUGAUAUGGGUUUUGUAACUCAGGAUAAAGUUAUUCUUAUCAUUUUGAACUGUAGAAUCCUACUUCAGUGUUAUGAGUCACUGUUGCUUUAAAAAAAUCUCAUUAUUUCAAAAUGAUAGGCACAUAUAAAAAAAGUCUAUGAUGUGAGUAGUCACUAUAACUUACACACCUUAAAAGUGUAUAAAUGCUCAAAUUUCAGAAUUACCAUCAGAACCUAAAUUAAUAUUCCUUUGAAUAUCUUUAGAAGUGCCAAGUUUUCAUUCAAUGAAGAUGAAUAAGUUUUUCAAAAUUACCAGGACUGGUAAAUAUAAAGGAUGAUUGAACUGGAAUACUAUUGGGGACCAAAUCAAGUCAAUGAUUAAAUUAUGAAGCUCAAAUUCUUUUGAAGGUAGUUACAAAAGAAACAGUUUCAAAACUGCCUUAGGCCAUUGUAGCAUUGUUAGAUGAAACUCAUGAUCAUUACUUUAAAGCAUUAACACUCAUUUGACCGUGCAGACUUUAUGAUGUUAGUUAAAAAGGUCAAUUGGUCUCAUGACUUUAUAGGUAUACCUUGUAUUUAAAAUGCUUUUUAAAAACAUUGGGAUAUACUGGUAAGCCUAAAGUAUUUGAUGAAUAAAAUAUCUAUUUUAAUAAAUCAUGAGCUUCUAUCUUUUUAAGUAGCUAUUGGCAAGUUUUAAACCCAAAAUAUAUAAACAUAAUUAUAUAACAAAACCUUUUAACUUCUAACAAGAGACACAUAUGAUUUUCUUAUUUAUGAACAGUAUCAAUUAUUUUCAAAAUGUAUUUUUAUUGAGAAUUUCCAUUAACUGUUAUUUUCCAAAGACUCAAAUUUUGUACCAAGUGGAUCCAGGUUUCAUAUGCAAAUAUGUUGGGUCUCUUAUUUGGGGCAGGGGUAGGUAGGUGAUAAGGAGACUUCCUCAGUAUCCAUAAUAAACUUUCUAAAAACC
This is a messenger RNA of Lemur catta (Ring-tailed lemur), 2759 nucleotides long. It is a transcript of the gene CAV2, whose product is annotated as caveolin 2. The coding region runs from base 151 to 639 and encodes 162 amino acids. Gene Ontology annotation, biological process: caveola assembly; negative regulation of endothelial cell proliferation; insulin receptor signaling pathway. NCBI's taxonomy places the organism in Eukaryota, Metazoa, Chordata, Mammalia, Primates, Lemuridae. The transcript has 3 exons. Gene Ontology annotation, molecular function: protein kinase binding; molecular adaptor activity. Gene Ontology annotation, cellular component: caveola; Golgi apparatus; cytoplasmic vesicle. The record is from RefSeq and is a predicted model, not a curated record.